AUGGCGAUUGACUGCUCCCAAAAGUCCGUCUCUAAAGGUCGCAGCGAACUGCUCCUCCAAAGUCUUUUCGCUCCCAGCAUCCCUGAUGUGGACACAGACACGGAAUCGAUUUCAACAGGAAUUUGGGAUACGUCCCAGUUUCGACGUUGUCUACCUUUGAUCGGUCGAGCGGACCCUGUGCUCACACCCGGCUCGAAUAUGAGUGGGAGUAGCAGCCCCGGACUGAUGACUGGGCCUUCGGUCGGAACCACGACGUUCAGUUUCGCUCCUGGUGGAAUCUACCAGACCCCUACGAUCACAGCAGAGUUCCAUUUUAUGGAAAAAGCAAAUGAAGAAGUCCUGGCGGCAAGGCUACGUGCAUCCGGACAUCAUCCUACCGCAAUAAGUCGAACCAGCUCGUCACGGACUGGUCCACAGUCGGUCAGUGCGCAAGACAGUCCUAUUCUUGGCUGUUCUUCCGUUCCUGCCCCCAAUAUUUCUCACUUCAGCUCGUUGUCCCAUUCCACUUCAUUAGAGUUCGGCACACCUUCAAAGUUUACCCCGUCGCUGAAGACCACCGAGGCGAUUACGGAGACCGAAGGGAUUGAAGAGGCAUCUGAGUCGAAGGACGCGAAUCCUUCACAGACAGCCACACUUACAAGGGGGUCUACCACCGUCUCAAAGUAUUCGCCUUUGCCUGAUGUCAAGGCAAGCACCAGUGGCGGUGGUUCCCCGACCGUACGUACUGCACAGUUAUUUUCUCCCGUCCCUCUGCGACGUGCUCAAUUAGACCAGCUUGUUCAGCAAGACAUUCCCCCCUCCCCGACGUCGUUGCAUGCGAGACAGAAAGCAAUAGAUAAGGUUGUCGUUGCUGGCGAAUGCUUCACCGCCACUGGUGCAGUCAGUUCAGAACCUCCUCGAAGUCCUAACCGUUUCGAGGCGGUUACCGGGCAGCAGAUGUUCCCGUCGGACGCAGCAAGCAGCGUGGAGUCGAGCACUCCAUCGGGUGCUGUCGAAGGCCUCCAAAGGACAGACAGUCUUCUGAAGCGUUCCAAUAUUCUGGGUGCUGAUGAGUCCAAAAGUCCUGCCCAACGCAUUCUUCUCCCAUUUCCGGAUUCAGACUUCGAUUUCACCAAAGAUGAUUCGACCUUGCUGGCUGGGAGUUCUGGCACUCCUUCACGAAGUCAGUCACUUGCGAGCCGGCUGAGAACUUCACGUCUUCUUGGCUCCGGAGCCCUGCUGCGACCCGGAAAGCGAAAUACCGAAGAGUCCCACGGAAGCAGUACAAACUCGUUGGCACUUUUGGGACCCUCUCGCCAGUUGGCCAGUGUUGUAGCCGGACUAAGCAGUCUCCCAUCGGAAUCUGGCACAUCACCGAUCAGCGCGGCGGCUCUUGCUUCGGCUAUGGCAGUAGCUGGUGCUACUGGAAGCUGGCAACCUGGAACUCAAGAGUGCUUGGGAUUAGAUCCCACCUCACCCUUAUCACCGCGACAACCCAAGUCUUCCGACGCGGAGAAUAAGACGGCUAGUUUAUCCGGUUCACAUGAUCCUCCGCUACGCUAUGCGCCCCCAGCCGCUUGUGUGGCUGCAGGAGCAGAGAAGCUGCUAUUUUUGGAAAGUACCGAUUUGGAAGACUUGGAUGCCUUAUCCACCGAGGGCUAUUACCGCAUUGUCCAGGAUUCAGACCCGAAUGGCGGUUCGACACAACAACAACAACAGCACAAAUAAUAAUUGCCGCUAAACUGUUUCUUUUUUCUGUUUCAAGCGAACCAGGGGAGUUGCUAUUGCUCUAAAUUAUCCUUGUCGUUUCGGUCAUCGCUCUGUUGGGUUGUGUGUACAAUAUGAUUGCUGGACAGCGAGAUUGUUUCGUCCACCCUAACCCACAUGUAAUCAUUGACUUCCCUGGGGUGUAUAGACUGCCGCCGCCGCUGCUGUUGCCCCUGCUUUACCGCCGUCGCCUUCUCGCUUUUUUAUUCCUUGUCUCUGUUGUGUAGGUACUCAAAGGCUGUCAAAUGUCCCACUCCCCAGGUCCGCAUGUUUCAGACGAACGUUGCGCAGCUCCCCAAUGUGUAUGUACUCUUCGUUCAUCCCUGACACUCCUUCCUUGGGAGCCGAAUCCCAACAGCCUCCAAUUCCCAUUUUUGAGUGUCCGCCCCCCCCCACGCCUGCCAGAUUUCAUAAGCCUGCAUGGUUCUAAUUUUCGGCCCGAAACCUCUUUCGUCCCGGACACUGUGAGACGCCUUUGUUUCUUUCGAUUCG
Molecule: messenger RNA, 2238 nt
Organism: Opisthorchis viverrini
Lineage: Eukaryota; Metazoa; Platyhelminthes; Trematoda; Opisthorchiida; Opisthorchiidae
Exons: 5
Coding region: 1-1707 (568 amino acids)
Source: RefSeq, a predicted model, not a curated record